Messenger RNA from Thunnus maccoyii (southern bluefin tuna), 4857 nucleotides. It is a transcript of the gene rfx4, whose product is annotated as regulatory factor X, 4. The transcript has 19 exons. Gene Ontology annotation, biological process: regulation of transcription by RNA polymerase II. NCBI's taxonomy places the organism in Eukaryota, Metazoa, Chordata, Actinopteri, Scombriformes, Scombridae. Bases 1523 to 3733 code for a protein of 736 amino acids. The record is from RefSeq and is a predicted model, not a curated record. Gene Ontology annotation, molecular function: DNA-binding transcription factor activity, RNA polymerase II-specific; RNA polymerase II cis-regulatory region sequence-specific DNA binding.
CAUACACACACAACUCAAUUGGGGCCUUUUCACUGAACAAAAGCGGUACACAUCCGUUUGUGCGGGUAGAGUGUGUGAGAAUAGGAAAGGGUGGAAGAGGCUCUUUUGCUGGCUGCACCUGUCCUAUUUUAUGAGGCCCUAAUAAGCAGAUAACAGUGGCAGGAUGGAAAAAGGACGUCUCCACCUUCUCCUUAUUUGACUGAAAUUAAUUAGAUCCUCCUUUGAGGUCACAGCUUUGCAUGAGCCACUAUUAAGGCCUUUGAAUGUGUGCUUUAAUAAUGUUUUUCUUGUUAAAUAUUUUCUUAAUCACAGAGAAUCUUUACAGACAGGUCAGAAAUGAUGUUUCUGUUAUGGUAAUGUAGGGCUUUUUUUUGCAUUCUUUAGAUUUUUCAUGUCUUUUUGAUCCAUUCUUCUACUUUCUCCAGCAGCUAUUUCCUUCCUAUACGAGUCUGAUUGGAUGCACACCCCUGUUUUAACAAAUUGUGGCCCUUUGCACAGUGUCCCAUGUGAUGUUGCCGCCACCCUGUCCCAUACGUGCUCCCAGGUGGCUUCACACACGGUGUGUGUGGGUGAGUUGCAGUAGCGGUGCCCACGCCUGCGCACUGCAAGAGAAAGUCCUCCUUUGCUAUCCAUGGUGUGCUCUCAGGCACUCCAUCAGAGCCCUCCCAGCCUCAGGCUUUGCACUUUUACUUCCCCCCCUUUGUGACCGUUCCCUCUUCUCAGAGGCACACCAAAAUAAGGUUGCCACAGCGAAAGAGUGAGCAAAAAGAGGUGAGAACUCCACCAGAAAAUUCACACUUGUGUAAUUUUUUGGGUAGCUGAGCACAUGAUAUGUCAUCUCUGUGAAAAAAGUUGUCACAAAGAUGGUUUAAUGGCGGCGUGUCAAGCCAGGGAGGGAAGAAACAAACCAAAUGUGGCAACAAGUGUCCACGGGAUGUGGAACGGGAGUUAAAAUCAGAAGGGAUGGCAGGAGCUGCGAUUGUGUAGGGAUGUAUGUUUAUUUGGAGCUCGGGGGUGUAUAAAAACGUAUUAAAUGCCAUAAUGGAAGACGGGGAGGCCACAGUGUUAGGACUGCGUAGAUCUAAGCCUCUUUUUUUUUCGUUGGGAGGGAGCUUUUCUUAUUCAAAACAGCCCCACAAAAGACUUCCAGUGAGCCUUGCCACAUCCCCAUCUGACUUGGGGCCAUUCAUCAGCCUUCCAAGCCUAUCAAUGACAUGUCCCCAUCAGGGCUCCUAUAAAAUCAGCCCCUUUCCCAUGAAACAUCAGCAAACAUUUUGACGGGUCUGGCUUUCCCCCCGCUGGAUUUCUGGAGUCUCUACCCCCUUCCUCCCUUAUUCCCACCUCCCCCCUCUCCUCCUCCAACACCACCCCUCUCUGGGCGAACCUCAGAUCCUCAACAUCUCCAGUGACGGGCAGUGGUCACGGAAACACUGAGCGAGACAAGGGGAGAGCCGCUGAGGAGGGGGAAACGUGUGCACUAAGCCAUUUUCUUGGAGGAGCCAGUGUCGUUGAUGGGAAGAGGAUGCAUUGCGGGCUGCUGGAGGAGCCUGAUAUGGAUUCCACAGAGAGCUGGAUUGAAAGAUGCCUCAAUGAGAGCGAGAGCAAGCGAUACUCCAGUCACACGUCUCUGGGGAACAUGUCCAACGAUGAACAUGAAGAAAAAGAAAACAACAGAGCCUCUAAACCACAUUCGACACCAGCUACUCUGGAAUGGCUAGAAGAGAACUACGAGAUAGCCGAAGGUGUGUGCAUCCCCCGAAGUGCCCUCUACAUGCAUUACCUAGACUUCAGCGAAAAGCACGACACACAGCCUGUGAAUGCAGCCAGCUUUGGAAAGAUUAUAAGGCAACAGUUUCCAGCGUUGACUACCAGAAGACUGGGGACAAGAGGGCAGUCCAAGUACCACUACUACGGCAUAGCGGUGAAGGAGACCUCUCAGUAUUAUGACGUGAUGUACUCCAAAAAGGGAGCGGCGUGGGUGAAUGAGACGGGGAAGAAAGAGGUCACGAAGCAGACAGUGGCGUAUUCACCGCGCUCCAAACUGGGGACGCUCCUGCCAGAGUUUCCAAAUGUCAAAGACCUAAAUUUGCCCGCCAGCCUGCCAGAAGAGAGGGUGUCAACCUUCAUCAUGAUGUACAGAACGCACUGUCAGAGGAUACUGGACACGGUCAUCCGAGCCAACUUUGAUGAGGUCCAAAGCUUCCUGCUGCACUUCUGGCAGGGCAUGCCGCCCCACAUGCUCCCUGUCCUCGGCUCCCCCACGGUGGUGAACAUAGUCGGUGUUUGUGACUCCAUCCUCUACAAGGCCAUUUCUGGGGUGCUGAUGCCCACUGUCCUGCAAGCACUGCCUGAUAGUUUGACUCAGGUUAUUCGAAAAUUUGCCAAACAGCUUGAUGAGUGGCUUAAAAUAGCACUUCACGACCUUCCGGAGAACCUGAGGAAUAUCAAAUUUGAAUUAUCGAGGAGAUUUUCUCAGAUUCUAAAGCGGCAAACCUCAUUAAACCACCUAUGUCAGGCGUCGCGAACUGUGAUAAACAGCGCCGACAUCACCUUUCAAAUGCUGGAGGACUGGAGGAAUGUGGACCUGAACAGCAUCACCAAGCAGACACUUUACACCAUGGAGGACUCACAAGAGGAGCACAGGCAGCUUAUUAUCCACUUGUAUCAGGAGUUUGAUCGUCUACUGGAGGAGCAGUCUCCAAUCGAGGCUUACAUCGAGUGGCUGGACUCGAUGGUGGACCGCUGUGUCGUCAAGGUGGCAGGGAAGAGGCCCGGGUGCCUGAAGAAGGUGGCCCAACAGUUCCUGCUGAUGUGGUCGUGUUUCGGUACCAGAGUCAUCCGGGAUAUGACCCUCCACAGCGCACCCAGCUUUGGAUCCUUCCACCUGAUCCAUCUCAUGUUUGAUGAUUAUGUGCUUUACCUGCUGGAGUCCUUGCACUGCCAGGAGAGGGCCAACGACCUCAUGAGGGCCAUGAAGGGCGAGGGCAGCACAGCAGAGAGAGAGGAGGAAUUUACGCUGACAGAAACCACUCCCACCUCCCCGUCUCCAGCAUCCUACUCUCCGGCCCGGUCGGUCCAUUCUGUGGGUGUUUCCUCGGUCAGCUCCCCCACAGCAGCCGUGUCCCCGGAGUACACGGGAGUCACCUCCACCACAGGCGCUGUUCAGUCAUAUACCUGGUCCCUUACAUACACAGUGACAACAGCAGGCGGCUCCGCUCCAGAGGCCGGGCAGCAGCUGUCCUGUAUGAGGAGCAGUGCACCAGUCCCUCCUCCGUCCUCCACCCACCGGAUGCCAGUCUACACCCACAGAGAGGAGCAUGGAUAUACUGGCAGCUACAACUAUGGCAGCUACGCCAACCAGCACCCUCACUCCAUCCAGAGCCAGUACCCGAGUCUGGCCCAUGAGCCGGCGAUCCCAGCCCCCCUCCACUACUCCGCUUACCAUCGCUCAUCUGCACAGUACCAGCUCAACGGUCAGAUGUCCCGAAUGGAGCCUUGCUUGAUGGGUAGCACUCCUCGCUUGCACCCCGCACCUGUCGCCCCCCGGUGGCCAGAUGUGUCACCGGCUAACAGCUGUUACACCAGCCCACCUAUGCAUUCAUCCCGCUAUGCCGCCUCCGGGGACAUGUACUCUCCCCUGGGCCCACGCAGGAACUCAGAGUAUGAACACUCACAGCAUUUCCCCGGCUUUGCCUACAUCAACGGAGAGGCCACUACAGGCUGGGCGAAAUAGCCUUUAAACGCUGCUUUGGACAGCCGUGUAUAAGCUCCAGGCCUGCCAAGCUGGUGGAUGGAAAGUCUCUGAACACUUCCAAUCAAGUACAUAAGAAAAAGGAGUAGCAGAGUGUGAAAAGUACCAAUGCAAGGUAAUAGGAAUCAUGGUAUGGACGUACUGACAAUUUGAAACAUCUCAUUAAAUCAUUUUGAUGAUUGUGGUGUAAUUUGUGCGGCGGUUUAAUGGAAUUUCUACAACAAUUUAUGUUUUUGCCCACUGUCGGAAGGAAAAAAAAAGUCUCUUUGAAAUCAUAUAGAUUCUCAAAACUUGCAGCAAAAUCAUUUUAAGAGUGCAAUGCUGCUGCCAAGCUGUGCCUUUGUUUUAAGGAAUGUACACCUCUGCCAGAGUUUCUCUCGUCAGUCUCAUAAGUCAGCACACACACACACACACACACACACACACACACGCACACACAGGAGUCCUACAAACAGUCAGUCAGUGAUGUCAGCGACUGAAGGAUCAGUGUGCUCUAAGCUGAUACUGACACCAGUACAAUCUCUGUGACACUGCCGUCUCCUCUUGUCGCUCAGCACUGUGAAGGAUCUUUUCGUGGGCUCGUUGCGACAGACUAAAACUACCGUCUGCCGCAGGAUGUGGACAUACUGUGCUGCCUUAACGCUCUCCUGUGACACCAGUUACAAACAGUGGCACGAAAGCCAAAACACACAACAUAAAUGACAGAUAUAAAUUUAUGAAAGACCUUGAUCAGUAUGUUAAGCUGUCUUCAUCUUGGAUGGUUUUUUUUAACGAUUGAAUGCUGUGACUCAACAACAACUGUGCGAGUGUAUUCUGUCGCAAGCUUUUUUGCUGUUUUUUCGUGUGACAAUAUAUAUAUAGUAUGUAUUUUCUGUAACUUUGUAACAUGGUGUAUCCUUUAUUUUCUAUGUUACAAUUGGUACUUUGUUCACUGUUUUGUAUGGUUAGUAAAGGACGCAUUAACCUAGGGUUGUGUGUUUUAUAAUGCACUCAAAGCUACUGAGGACCUAUUACCCUAUGGGUAUUUAUAAAAAGGGAAAAUAUCAAAGUGUACAGUAACAUGAAGUCUAGUCACUUUUCUGUAAAUAAAAGCACUGGAAACCGUC